ACGUCGGGCGGUCGGGGGCGGUAACGCACUCACGUCGGGGCGGCUGGCUGGCCUUGUGUGGGAGCCGGGAGACAGCGAGACGGCAGGGGGCGGGAGCAGGAGCAUGAACGAUCCAUCUGGGGACCCUCAGCAGCUGUCAGUAUAAUCUAUACGAGACAUUAUCCAAAAUGCUGUGCUGUCAGGCAUCAAAAUUGGUGAAGAUGCUCGCAUUGUCGUCCAGUAGAAUAUGUAUGGUGAAACGGUGCUCGUGGCAACGAGUGCAAGAGCUAUCCUGUUUGGUUGCACAUCAAAAAGACAGAUGGUCAAACAGCAAUAGACACAUGCUCACUUUUCCUCUGAGUGAGGGAAUUGGAAUGUAUGGACAUCCCUCAAUUUGUCACACAAGGAUGCUGUCAUUGGCUUCGUGCUUGUCUGCUGCAGCAGUUUCAGCUCCUCGCUUUGGCUGGUAUGAGAAUGUUUCUGACUCGAUGCCUGUUCACUUGAUGGAGAACGUAUUGACUAAUGUGCAGCAAACCACAGGACUGCCAUGGUGGGCAAGCAUCAUUUGCACAACCGUGGCAUUACGAGCAACUGUGACUCUCCCACUUGCUGUUUAUCAAACGUACAUUAUUGCCAAGAUUGAAAAUCUACAGCCUGAAAUUGCAGAGCUAGCCAAGCGAUUACGUUAUGAAGUAUCCAUACGUGCAAAGCAAGUUGGGUGGUCAGAAAAUGUGGCUCGUUUCCAUUUCAGGAAAAAUAUGAAAAGGAUCAUCUCGGAGCUCUACGUGCGUGACAACUGUCAUCCUUUCAAAGCAAGUCUUCUCAUCUGGGUCCAGCUGCCACUCUGGGUUUUCAUCUCCAUCGCUUUGCGGAACCUGAGUCUAGCAGCAUCUGAUUCUUCAGCAGUAUCUGUGGCUCAGAAUCUAUCAGUGGGUGGUGUACUUUGGUUUCCUGACCUGACUUUGCCUGAUUCUACCUGGAUAAUGCCUAUUUCAUUGGGGCUCAUUAACCUUUUAAUCGUUGAGAUCGUUGCCCUCAGGAGAGCUGAAUUGUCAAAAUUUCAGAAAUGCGUCACGUACAUGAUCCGUGGAUUUUCGGUGCUCAUGGUCCCAAUUGCUGCAACCGUGCCCUCAUCAAUGGCUCUCUAUUGGCUGACAUCCAGCUGUGUGGGUCUUGGACAGAAUUUGCUGCUGCGUGCUCCCAACCUUCGCACAUUGUGCCGGAUUCCCAAGAUGAAGUCUGAUUCAGACACUCCCUUCAGAGACUUAUCAGCAGCAUUUCUUGCAAAAUAUUUAUCUCGGAAAUGAUCAAGUGAAGAUAUAUGUCGAAUGCAAUUUGUAACUGAAUAGGAUGCACCAUCUUUUACUGACAUUUGUAGGGUAAAGUGUGUUAGACAUGCUCUGCACUCAGGAGUUGUGCAUGUAUGAGAGAGACCAUGUGCUCUGCAAGUCCCUAAGGGACUGAGAUUAUUAAAGAUGCUUGGUUUUUAUUUUUCUUCCACAUCCAUUGCUUAGCAAAGAAGGUGAACAGAAACCAAAGGACAAAAUGAUUGCACAUCACUGUACACAAUUAAUUUGCGUCAUAAAUAUGUAUUGAUGAUUACUUGGGGAUGUUAUUGGGUUUUAUUUCCCUAUUUGUCUGUGAAGACUGCAUGUCAGUUAUUGCAUGCAUCCAUCUUCCAUGUGGCUGAUUAGACAGGGUAUCUCAGUGUCUGGAUUGCUUGUGAUGAUGAUCCAUAAUUUACUGUUCUUAUAUUUUUAUACACCGUUUCCAUUUCCUUCUCUUGAAAUGUGUCCUGAUAACUUCCCCUCAAGUUUGUUUCAUUGGUUGAUUUAAGUUUUCACGCAGUCAGAAUUGCAAUCGUCUUGACAUUAAAUCAGAAGGAUUCUUUUCUGAGCAGCACUAGACUUUUACCAUCACUUCAAAUAAAUGUCAACAAUGUUUUGAA
Molecule: messenger RNA, 1927 nt
Organism: Leucoraja erinaceus (little skate)
Lineage: Eukaryota; Metazoa; Chordata; Chondrichthyes; Rajiformes; Rajidae
Product: cytochrome c oxidase assembly protein COX18, mitochondrial
Exons: 8
Coding region: 168-1286 (372 amino acids)
Biological process (GO): mitochondrial respiratory chain complex IV assembly; protein insertion into mitochondrial inner membrane from matrix
Cellular component (GO): mitochondrial inner membrane
Molecular function (GO): membrane insertase activity
Source: RefSeq, a predicted model, not a curated record